Danio rerio (zebrafish) is the source of this 969-nucleotide messenger RNA. RefSeq names its product exosome component 8 (gene exosc8). Gene Ontology annotation, biological process: RNA catabolic process; RNA processing. Gene Ontology annotation, cellular component: nucleolus; exosome (RNase complex); cytoplasm. The record is from RefSeq and is marked provisional. Lineage: Eukaryota; Metazoa; Chordata; Actinopteri; Cypriniformes; Danionidae.
AUUCACGUGGUGCUUCCAAACAUCAUGGCGGCUGGUUUUAAAACCGCAGAGCCUCUUGAAUAUCACCGGAGCUUUCUGAAAGAAAACUGUCGUCCAGAUGGAAGGGAGUUGGGAGAGUUUAGACCCACGACGUUAAAUAUUAACUCCAUAUCUACAGCCGAUGGAUCAGCACUGGUGAAAAUUGGAAACACUACCGUGAUCUGUGGGAUAAAAGCUGAAUUGGCUGUGCCGCCAUCUGAGGCUCAGAAUAAAGGAUAUUUAGUCCCAAAUGUAGAUCUGCCCCCGCUGUGCUCGUCCAGAUUCAGAGCUGGUCCACCAGGAGAACAGGCACAGGCUGCCAGCCAGUUCAUCGCAGAUGUCAUCGAAAGUUCCGAUUUAAUAAAUUUGGAGGAACUGUGCAUUGAAAAAGCUAAGCUUUGUUGGGUGCUGUACUGUGAUAUUAUGUGUUUGGAUUACGAUGGGAACUUACUUGACGCCUGCAUCACAGUUCUGCUGGCAGCUUUAAAAACCGCACAACUCCCUGAAGUCACCAUAAACAAAGAGACAGAUCUAGCAGAAGUUGACAUUGAGAAGAAGAGGCGCUUGAAGAUCAACCGGCACCCAGUCGGCUCAUCGUUUGCAGUAUUUGAUGACUCCAUCAUUAUAGUUGACCCCACGGCGGAAGAGGAAAGCUUGUCUACAGCAUUAAUGACUGUGGUGACGGAUGAGGAGGAUAGACUCUGUGCAGUUCACAAACCAGGUGGGACAUCGUUAUCCGGCGAGAAGCUACAACACUGCAUAAACAGAGCCAUCACAAGAAACAAAGAGAUCAGAAAACUGCUGGACAAAGUCCACGAGAGCACGAAGACCAUGAAAUAAACACAGAAUCACAAUGUUUUGUUUUUUUUAUCUAAAAGUUGUAUUUUCACUGUCAAUAUAUACUUUCUUUUUUAUCACAAUAAAACUGCCGACAAAGACCAUUUACAAAAA